Molecule: messenger RNA, 1029 nt
Organism: Pomacea canaliculata
Lineage: Eukaryota; Metazoa; Mollusca; Gastropoda; Architaenioglossa; Ampullariidae
Product: paraneoplastic antigen Ma3-like
Exons: 1
Coding region: 1-1029 (342 amino acids)
Molecular function (GO): zinc ion binding; nucleic acid binding
Source: RefSeq, a predicted model, not a curated record
AUGGAACUAACAGAGGAGGAGAAGCGGGUGUUGGAGGCCUUCAGGAAUUUGGAAGUGAAGCCAACAGCAGACACCUCUGCCGACCUGCGCCAAUGGGCGACAGGGUACGCUGCGACAAGGGAUGGAGUGGAGGCUGCCCCGCUGAAUGCCAGCGGACCACAGACACCGCGACUGCCGCCAUUCUCCGGGGGCAAGAACGACACAGCGCUGGACCUGUGGAAGUAUGAACUGAUGUGUUUGCGGGGGCGGUAUACAGACGCUGUUGUGUUGGAGGCUGUCCGCCGUUCUUUGAGAGGCGAGGCGGCCAGAGUGGCUAUGCGUCUGGGCCCGCACGCGACAUUGAACGAGCUGUUGCAGAAAUUUGACAGUAUUUUUGAUCUCGUGGUGUGUGACCAAGACCUACUCGGGUCCUUCUACACUGCGCGCCAGGAGGCCGGGGAGAAUGUCACGCAGUGGCGGUGUCGCAUAGAAGACAUCCUGACACAAGCCCUGAGUGCGCGCCUGAUCGAAAGACGCGCAUACAGCGAGACGCUGCGCUGCAGACUGUGGGGAGGCCUACGGCAACCCCUAAAGGAUCGAACUGCCUACAAGUUCGAAAUGGAGACCGACGUGGACGCUCUAUUUCGCAGCUUAAGGCAGGCCGAGCAGGAGGCCGAGGGACCAGCACCAAAGACAGGCGCUGGAAAGCAAGCGGCGGUCAACGCUGCACAAGCCAUCCCGGCCGAAGACUGGGGUGCAGAGGUGAGGAAGCUGUCGGCCGAGGUGCAGUCGUUGCGGCGCCAACUGCAACAAGGACCACGCAACGAGCCUGCGGCUGGCAAGGCGUUAAACCAGCGGCCACCACGCUCCAGCUACGAGGACGACGGGCCUACAUGCUUCAGGUGUGGCGGCAAGGGCCACAUCAAAGUGGGGUGUCGCAUGCGCAUUGACCAUCUGCGCAAGCCCCUAAACUACAGGCUGACCUGCAGAAAGGGGCAACGGGUUGACCAGCGUCCGCCGGCACACGGCCCGCUGGCGAGAAAACAUUGA